Naegleria lovaniensis is the source of this 1065-nucleotide messenger RNA. RefSeq lists its product as uncharacterized. The transcript is spliced from 4 exons. The coding region runs from base 1 to 1065 and encodes 354 amino acids. The record is from RefSeq and is a predicted model, not a curated record. NCBI's taxonomy places the organism in Eukaryota, Heterolobosea, Eutetramitea, Acrasida, Naegleriidae.
AUGCAUACUCAAGUUUCCGAAAAACCUUCAUCAUCCUCUUCUCCUCAAGGAGCUUCCACCUCGCGUACGCUUCCACUCGGAUCUUUCCAAUAUAUGGCUCGAGUCUUUCUGGCUGCUGGUUUGGGAGCAAGCUUAGCCACAGCAGUUGUAAAUCCAUUGGAAUUAAUUAAAACAAGAAUGCAGACUUUGGUUGUGAAAGGAGGAGAAGGAGGCUCUUCAUCCAUGUUCCGAGUUGCUUCAGAUAUCAUCAAACAAGAAGGAGGAAUUUAUAAAUUAUGGACUAUUGGAUUGGGAGUUUCAUGUAUGAGAAGUUUAUUAUAUUCAAGUGUGAGGAUUGGAAUUUAUGAUCCUGUGAAAGCAUCUUUGAUGCAUUUAAGGGAAUGGACGAAAAAUGAAAGUCAAGAUUCCACAAAUAUGAAGGAAUUGCCAUUGUUUUGGAAAGCUGUGUCAGGAUUGAUUUCUGGAGCAUUGGGGAGUGCCUUGAUGAAUCCGUUGGAUGUUGUGAAAAUUCGUUUUCAAUCUUCUGGAAUUAGUGGAGUUUCGAGUGAUCAUAGACCUGUUUACAAGAAUACAUGGGAUGCUUUAUGGAAAAUUUCACAAAAUGAAGGAUUUUCAGCAUUGUAUAAGGGUACUAUUGUGACCAUGAUUAGAGCUUCAAUAUUGACAUCAGCACAAUUGAGCUCAUACGAUCAUUCAAAAUAUUUAUUACUCAACAAAAUGGGAACAAUUUUUGGAUACAAAUUCAAGGAUGAUCACGUGACACAUGUCACUAGUGCGUUUGUUAGUGGUCUAGUGACAGCAAUUGCAAUUUCCCCCGUGGAUGUCAUAAAAACAAAAUAUAUGAAUGAUGCUAAAUUAAAAAUUGGCGACCAAUUAACAAGCACAGGCCUCAACGGAGGAUACAAUGGAGUUGUAGAUUGUACAGUCAAAAUUAUCAAGAAUGAAGGUUUUUCAGUUUUGUUCAGAGGUUUUUCAGCCUCCUAUUUGCGUCUUGGCCCUCACUUCUUGUUGAGCUUACCUCUGUAUGAGCAGUUCAGGAAAUUGUUUGGAGUCUCUUCGUUUUGA